Molecule: messenger RNA, 1122 nt
Organism: Volvox carteri f. nagariensis
Lineage: Eukaryota; Viridiplantae; Chlorophyta; Chlorophyceae; Chlamydomonadales; Volvocaceae
Product: fatty acid desaturase, delta-12
Exons: 8
Coding region: 1-1122 (373 amino acids)
Biological process (GO): lipid metabolic process
Molecular function (GO): oxidoreductase activity, acting on paired donors, with oxidation of a pair of donors resulting in the reduction of molecular oxygen to two molecules of water
Source: RefSeq, a predicted model, not a curated record
AUGAAGGACGGCAGCUUACGUAGGGAAAGGUAUCCUUCGAGCAAGCCUGAGUUCUCCCUUGGUGAAAUCCGCAAGGCCAUUCCGGCGCACUGCUUCAAGAGGUCUGCAGCCAAGAGCCUGAGCUACUUGGUCGUCGAUGUGCUGCUUUGCGGCCUGAUGGCUUACGCAUCGAACUGGAUCGAUCAUCCAGCUGUCCCAAGGUGGCUAGCAUACGGUCUUCUGUGGCCUACCUACUGGUUCUGGCAGGGGGCUGUGGCCACCGGCAUCUGGGUCAUCGCGCACGAAUGCGGCCACGGUGCUUUCUCUGAUUCGGAAACCCUCAACGACGCCGUCGGUCUAGUCUUCCAUUCGCUACUGCUGGUGCCCUACUACAGCUGGAAACAUUCCCACCGGCGCCACCACCAGCACACGGGUAGUACCGAUCUCGACGAGGUGUUCGUCCCAACCAUCAAGCCGCCGGGCAGCGAGGUACGUCGGAAGAAGGACAAGCAAUGGUUGAACCCCAUCUACAAGGUGGGUCACAUCUUCGUGCAGCAGGUGCUAGGCUGGCCACUCUACCUGCUGUUCAAUGUGUCGGGACACUACUACGACCGCUGGGCAAAUCACUUCGACCCUUCCUCGCCCAUCUUCACCACCAAGCGCGAACGAAUGGAAGUUAUCAUCAGUGAUAUUGCGCUGGUGGCCGUGAUUGGCGGCUUGGGAGCUCUAUCGCGCGCCUUUGGGUUCCUGUGGCUUCUGAAGACCUACCUCAUUCCCUACCUAGUCGUGAACCACUGGUUGGUUAUGAUCACUUUCCUGCAACACACGCACCCUAAACUGCCCCACUACGGCGAGGGUGAGUGGGACUGGCUUCGAGGUGCCAUGGCCACCGUUGACCGUUCGUACGGCAUUCUGGAUCACGUGUUUCACCACAUUGGCGACACCCACGUGGCGCAUCACCUGUUCUCGUACAUGCCACACUACCAUGCCCAGGAGGCAACCCAGGCGAUCAAAAAGGUUUUGGGCGAUUAUUAUGCAUAUGACAAUCGCAAUGUGUUCCGCGCGCUGUGGGAGGAGCUGGGCUCGUGCACGUGGGUGACUCCGGAUGAGAGUGGCCCCGAGAAGGUCUACUGGUACCGCUGA